AUGCUUCAUUUUCGUACCGAAGGCUAUCAAGGCUAUGCGGUCAAAUACUCGCCGUUCUUCGACAACCGAUUAGCGGUUGCUUCAUCCGCCAACUUCGGCCUCGUCGGUAAUGGCCGUCUAUAUAUCCUCGAGUUGACUCCAAACGGCAUUGUGCCGGCGAAAUGGUUCACAACCCAAGACGCCCUUUACGAUCUCGCCUGGUCCGAAGCCAACGAGCACCAAGUCCUAACCGCUACCGGCGACGGCAGCAUUAAGCUCUUCGACAGCACACUCAACGACUUCCCCAUUCAGAAUUGGAAAGAGCAUAAUCGCGAAGUAUUCAGUGUAUCCUGGAAUCUAGUAGCAAAGGAUACCUUUUGCUCGAGCAGCUGGGAUGGCACCGUGCGCAUCUGGUCCCCGCAACGGCCGCACUCGCUCGUCACUCUGCCGACACACAGUUGCACAUACAGCGCCUCCUUUUCCCCGCACUCGCCUGAUAUUCUUUCCUGCGUCUCCUCAGAUUCAUACCUGCGGGUAUACGAUCUACGGACUCCAGCCUCCGCGUCAAACCACCUUACUCUCCAGAUACCCAUCCAUGCGGCACCUGCCUCGCCGAUUCCGGGAAACCCCGGGGCGCCACCCGCCGCAUGUCCGCCAUCUGAAGCGCUGACCCAUGACUGGAACAAGUAUCGGCCGUCUGUUGUUGCAGUGGCCGGCGUGGACAGGACGAUCAGGACGUUCGACAUAAGGGCUCCACAGCAGGGGCCGCAGGCUAUUAUGAUCGGACAUGACUACGCGGUUCGACGGGUGGCUUGGUCACCGCAUCUGUCGAAUGUACUGCUGAGCGCGAGCUAUGAUAUGACCUGCCGGGCUUGGAGCGAUCAGUCGCCGCCCGGAGUAGUCGGGGACACGGAUCUCAUGCGGUCUGGGCCGUCGCCCGUUAUGGGCGCGGAGCUGGGAAGGAUGAACCGACAUACAGAAUUUGUGACGGGCGUGGAUUGGUGUCUUUUUGGGAGCGAGGGGUGGUGCGCAAGCGUUGGGUGGGAUGAGAGCGUUUAUGUAUGGGAUGUGCGUGCGGUGAUGGGAUAG
Molecule: messenger RNA, 1068 nt
Organism: Aspergillus nidulans FGSC A4
Lineage: Eukaryota; Fungi; Ascomycota; Eurotiomycetes; Eurotiales; Aspergillaceae
Gene: pex7
Product: protein pexG
Exons: 2
Coding region: 1-1068 (355 amino acids)
Biological process (GO): protein import into peroxisome matrix; protein import into peroxisome matrix, docking
Cellular component (GO): cargo receptor complex; cytosol; peroxisome
Molecular function (GO): peroxisome signal sequence receptor activity
Source: RefSeq, a predicted model, not a curated record